ACCAUUUCUGAAUUGAAACAGUAAUUGAGAACAAAACAGACCCCAAAGAAAGAGAAAUCAGUCUGAACCCUAAACCUAAAACCCUUCAAAGCGUGAAGCACAUUUUUGGAACAUUGCUGUGUGUAGAAAGAAGACUGAGAUAAUUUGAAGUUCAAAGAAUCAUUCACCACUAUCAGAAAUGGCUUCUGUUGACAAUAGAAAGAAAUCAGUGGUUUUGGCUCUGUCCAAGCAUCUUUCAUUGGAUCCUGUAAGUAGUGUUAUUCCAGCUGAUAGUUUAGACGGCGAUAUUAAGACUCUUUACUUAAACAUUACUGCUGCAUCUGGACAAGAGGUCAAUCAUUCUGAUGAGGUGUUGAAGUGGGUUGAGUUUGCAGAAUCCUUGCCUGUGGCCCUCGAUGCAUGCUUUGAGAGUCUCAAAAGAUUAAAUGAUGAACUUUCUGGAAAGUCUGUGCUCCUUGGGAAUGGAUUGAAACCCUCUGAAGCUGAUGUUAUAGUGUUUUCAGUGAUUCAUUCUUCCCUGAUCAGCCUCCCAGACACAAACAAGGAAAAUUUGCCACAUGUAUUCAGAUGGAUCGACUACAUCCAGCACAAACAGGCAUUUGUAGGCUUAUUUGAGGAAAUAAUGUUGCAGAAGCCAGAAUUUGAGCCUCCAGUAACAAAAUCUGUUGAUGUCGUGGAAUCUGAUUUAAAAUCAAACAAGACCGAGCAAAGCAUAAAGAAUGCAAACAAGUCAGAAGCAGACAUAAGCAAGGAUAAAAAGAAAGCUGAGGGAAAGUCGACAGGAGAUACUGGACCUACCAAAGCCAAGGCAAAACCUGCUGGCAAAGAUGUUGCUGAGAAAGAGAAUGAAGUUAGUGUCAGUUUGCUUAAUAUUCAAGUUGGAGUAAUUCGCAAAGCGUGGAAGCAUCCCUCUGCAGAUAGUUUGUUAGUUGAGGAGAUAGAUGUUGGUGAGACCAAAUUGCGGCAGGUUGUCAGUGGUUUGGCAAAGUACUUCAGUCCUGAUGAGUUGACGAACCGUCGAGUUGCACUUAUUACAAAUGUCAAACCUGGAAAACUGCGGGAUGUGAUGUCUCAAGGACUGGUUUUAUGUGCUUCGAACGAAGAUCACACCACUGUGGAGCCCUUGCUUCCUCCAGAAGGAGCUAAAAUUGGGGAACAUGUUUCGUUUGCUGGAAUUGAUGGAAAGCCAGAAGAAGUACUUAACCCAAAAAAGAAACAGCUGGAGAAGAUUACACCGCAUCUUUUCACUGAUGACAAUGGUGUGGCCACGUUCAAGGGGAUACCAUUUAUGACUUCUGGUGGACCAUGCACAUCAUCCAUUUCCAGAGCAACUAUUAAGUGAUGAAGAUAUAGCCCAUUUAUUGUUGUUGACCCCUCAGAUUGUUUAGUACCGCAAAAACAAUUUAUGUUUUUAGUGACGUGAAUAAAACGUACCAACAUUUAUGUUGCAGUUGUAACAUGGUCUUAAAUGCUCUACAAACAUGAUCUCGAAUCCAAUGACUUCGAAACUUAAUACACUAAAACGAACUAUAGUAUAAACUUUGAAAGUUAUUUAUUUCUCAA
Molecule: messenger RNA, 1563 nt
Organism: Cicer arietinum (chickpea)
Lineage: Eukaryota; Viridiplantae; Streptophyta; Magnoliopsida; Fabales; Fabaceae
Product: tRNA-aminoacylation cofactor arc1
Molecular function (GO): tRNA binding
Source: RefSeq, a predicted model, not a curated record